Eremomyces bilateralis CBS 781.70 is the source of this 565-nucleotide messenger RNA. RefSeq lists its product as uncharacterized. The transcript is spliced from 3 exons. Gene Ontology annotation, biological process: regulation of DNA-templated transcription. NCBI's taxonomy places the organism in Eukaryota, Fungi, Ascomycota, Dothideomycetes, Eremomycetales, Eremomycetaceae. Bases 79 to 414 code for a protein of 111 amino acids. Gene Ontology annotation, molecular function: DNA-binding transcription factor activity, RNA polymerase II-specific; zinc ion binding. The record is from RefSeq and is a predicted model, not a curated record.
AUUUCAUACUCUGCAAAUUACGGCUUUCAACUCCAUCAAACGAUAUCCAGGCAACCGAUUAUUUAUUUCUCUGAAGAAAUGCCACCCGCAAGAACUGGGCGGCGAAGAAACCGAAAACUGGAAUACUUGAAAUGCAGGCAUUGUCGUCGGGAUAAGCAAAAAUGCCUACCAACAGAGCGGAGGCCUGGCCAGAAAUGUGGUCGGUGCCAACAGAAAGGAUUUCCCUGCUCAGAGAAUGAAACAAGCAGAACCCCCCAAAGUUCGAGUUCCUCAUCGGCUUCGCUAGAGGAGGUACAAAUGAUGGUAGAGCAUCUGAACUAUGCACAUAUUUUGCGUUCGACGAUCCACAAGACCAAAAAAAGGAUUUCAACUCCAAGAAAUAUUUCGAAACAUCGACACAACUGUCGCGGAUAAAGUCUGCUCGAGUCUAGAUCAGCUCCGGUCCAUAUAUGACGCCUGGAUGGAACAUCUGCGAGAAAUAUUGCGCCUAAAGGUCAUAAAAUCGGGGUCUGAGGAGCCUCUACAGGCGCUCCUGUUCUCUCAACUGCUUGUUCAGUUGGAUUCC